AUUGAGAUGUAUCUGCAGAUCCACCACAAAUACAAAAUAUAAAGACCAAUGCGAUUUGGAGUUGGCAAGGCAGUAGAUGCGCAAGCUUCAUCGCGAUCAGACGUAUUUUCCGUGAUCUCUCGGUUGUCUUCGAGGGUUGGCAGUGUCAUUCGGGGUUGAAACGGAUAUUGGGGUAAAAAUCCUGCUAUCGUCCACCCCCGAGGAUGUCGGUGCCUUCUCCCCAAUUUUUCCAUAAAAAAACACGUGCCUCUGACACAAAAAAAAUGAUAAUUUAUCCCCUCAAUCGUCUCUAAUUCAUCGCAAUGCCGAGAAAAAUAGGAUUCAACAUUGUAUACGCGACGAGUGAGGAGGAGAGACACUCGUCAUUGGAGUUGAAUAUUCACGGGCCAACGGUAAGGGGUUGGCAGAGUGCAAGAAAAUGUGGAUAUCCCCAGGAGCUCGUUCUCAGGCUCCAGGUACCGGCUAAACUCACGAGAAUUCAAGUCCUAGCCCAUCAGUAUCUCAUUCCGGAAAAAUUGGAGAUAUGGACAACAGAGGAGGACAAUGCUUCCAUCAAUACCUCAUUCACCUACCUCGGGUACAUAACGCUAUCAGAUAACGAAUCAACGCUGUACAAGAGCAGAGAAUUGAAGAGUGUCGCUCUACCGGAGACAGAGGCCCUCUCCAUAAAACUGAGACUCCACAAGCCGCACCAGAACUCCCACAAUGUCCAGGAGCAAGUGGGUUUGAUAGCUGUGAAUAUAAUCGGAGAGUACCGUGGACACGAGGUCUCAAAUCAGGGUGAUGCCCCGUACAAUCCCCAUUACACGUCCCCGUACGAUGAUCUUGCCUUCGAGAUGUACGUGGAUAGAGAAGUUGCAAAAAUAAUCAGGCAGAUGGAGGCUAAGAAAUUGCAAGCAGCUGAAGAAGAAAGAUUUGAAUAUGCAUCAAAAUUGAAAGUGGCGAUGGAAAUUCUGCGAAAGGCUGGAGAGCGUCUGGGUAAAUACGAAUUGGAAAAAAAGUACGCGAUAGCGUUAGAGGAUUAUGACAAGGCAAAAGCGAAGAAGGCACAAGCCCAGCAGUAUAGACAGCAGGUCUACCAGAGUCUGGAAGUGGAGGAUUUGAUGGAGUUGAAUGGGCCUUUGGAUAAAAACAAUAUAUCGACAGUGGAAGGCAAGGAGGCGACAGCUGGUGAUGCCUGUGGGCCCUCAGUCACAAUUCCCGAGGACAUUCUGUCCCCUCCAAGACUUGUGGUCCCCCCAGGAAGAGAGGGUGCUGUCUCUCCAGCAGCUCCAGUCCACCAGCCGCCAGUAUCUCCUCUCCAUCAGAAACCCCGUACUCCAGAAGUCACAGACAGUCCUCCCAACGGCAUCAUCGAGCGCCAGAAUAACCGAAACACCGGAUCCCUCAGGAGAAAAACUAAAUCCGCUGGUCCAUCUCUCAGAUCUAGCUACGAGGCGUACGAGGAGAGAACAAUUCCCGCCCUCAGGCACUCACACACUAAUGAAUUCACCAGGGAGUGUCACAUGGAUGCUACAGACUCGAAAACUAACUCAAAGCUCAAUGAUAGAGAGAAAAAACAGGCUGCACUGCCUAUCGGUGUUUUUGGAAUGGAAAUGGUGGAGAAAUUCUACUCGAAGCAAUUUACUGACAAGGAGGAGGGCCUCAUGCAGCUCAAGGAGGAACUCAGGAAGUUCGAUCCACUUGUCUCCAAGCACACAGCUAAUAAAACAGCUAGAGCUGCUAUUCUGUUACUCCACAGGGCUCUCAGGGAUAAGGUCUUCAGUGUUUAUAGUCUCGCUGCUCAAUUGAUUAGAAUUUUCUUCUCAGAAUUCGCUACUGACAGGGUAUCAUCAGCAGAAAUAGCUAGAAGUGUUGAUCGUCUGUUGCCCGAACUUCUAACAAAAUCCGGCGAUACGACUCCAAGAAUUCACAACAUGGCAGUUCACACGAUCUUGAGUAUGGCCGAUUGCAAGUGCGUCAGGGAAUUACAUAUCAUUCCAGUCCAUCUGAGUCGACCUGUCAGCAGCAGUACUCAUCAGAGAUUGGCUUUGAGUCGACUGGAGAUGGUGGAACAAUUAAUUCUCAAUCAUGGAAUCUCCACUGAUAAGCAAAGGCAUUGCGAUUGUUGCAGUGGUCUGACAUGUCGUACUUUAUCGGAGCUCGGUUCCUCCGGACUUCACCACCCAGCGGAAGCUGUGAGAAAAGUUUCGGAGCGUAUCCUGGUGCUGGUGUACCGAGUCAAUCCGAGAUUAGUUCGAAAGCAGCUUCCACCAGACGAUGAUAUUACAAGAAGAAAUUUAUUAUAUCGUCAGUUAUUCCAUGAGUUUGAUUUAAUUGAUCUCCAGAGGAAAAAAGAGUUGGAAUCUGUGCCGAAAACAACGGCAACGCCGACUCGAUCAAAAUCUAUCGACACCAGUGGCUCGAAUGCAUCGAAAUCACCGAAGAAUAGUCCGGGAAUUAGCACAGAAAAUUCCACAAGCGUCACGUCACCCUCUGACAGCAGUGGAGAUCACAAGGGUGAUAAACUCUGUAUUUUUUGUCUGUCCAAGGGUCAGGCCUACUCGGAAGAAGGCCUGAACAUCCACUACUGGAGGAGUUGUCCAAUGUUAACUAGAUGUGAAUCAUGCAAACAAGUUGUUGAAGUUUCUUACCUCAAUGCACAUUUGUUGAGUGAAUGUGAUAAGAGAAAUAAUUACGUUAAAUGCGAUACGUGUAAACUAGCGGUGCUAGAGAAAUCCUUCGAGGAACAUUCCAAAGAUGAUAAAUGCACAAAACCGAUUGAAGGAUACGAUCGGUGUCCUCUCUGCUACAUUCUAGUCAAUCAAAACAAAUGGAGAGAGCACCUCAUGGGGGAGAAUCCAUGCACGAACAAUCCUCGAAAUAAAACAACAAAAUCAUGUACAAAAUCUCCAUCUAAGACUCAGAACCUCAGUGGAAAGCUGACAUCACCAACCGGAAGAGAUUACUAGCCCGACAUCGUCCGAUUU
Fopius arisanus is the source of this 2969-nucleotide messenger RNA. Its product is annotated as centrosomal protein of 104 kDa. The transcript has 7 exons. Gene Ontology annotation, cellular component: cilium. Bases 303 to 2951 code for a protein of 882 amino acids. The record is from RefSeq and is a predicted model, not a curated record. NCBI's taxonomy places the organism in Eukaryota, Metazoa, Arthropoda, Insecta, Hymenoptera, Braconidae. Gene Ontology annotation, molecular function: protein binding.